Suillus clintonianus is the source of this 840-nucleotide messenger RNA. RefSeq lists its product as uncharacterized. The record is from RefSeq and is a predicted model, not a curated record. Bases 1 to 840 code for a protein of 279 amino acids. Lineage: Eukaryota; Fungi; Basidiomycota; Agaricomycetes; Boletales; Suillaceae. The transcript is spliced from 4 exons.
AUGCCGCCCGGAUUUUCUAAUUCCAGAGAAGGGUAUCAAGCUCUCCACCAGGACACUCAUCUCAGCGAUGAAGAUCUCGAAGAUUUACCAGGGAGAACAAACCACAACCAGACGUUGUCCGUCUGGCUCCUUGCGAUCACGAUUGUAUGCACUGUCUUAGAUUUUUCUAUGGUUGCAUGGGACCGAUUUCCUCGAAUCGACCUUCGCCCCACUUCAACUUCAGACGAGUUUGAGCUACUCCCGUUCCAGAACCCAUACCUCAACCUCGAUAUCCUCUACAAGGAUUCUAAUCUCAACAAUUCUACCCACGAUCCGAUCAUCAAUAAUGUACCAGUAAUCGCUCAAGUGUCCAAUACGGAGCAUCAGAAAGUCUUCCCUCCGUUUCAGCCCUUUAAGUCGGUGGGAGAAUACACAGCUCCCAUAUUCGAGCAAUGGUUGAUAGUGACACACGAAGUCGAGAGCAUCGCACAGUUUCGCGUACUUGAUUUUGGCAUGGAGAAUUGCAGUCUCUCACUUACUGUCCCUCCACGAAACAGCACGGGAGAUCUUCUAUCCACGGAUCUUGACGAUUCUGUAAUUCUCGACGUCUGGUCUCUACCAGCUAGACAUAAGUUGGACCUAUACAACUUGUCAUGGGCGAAACUUCCUCGACCGAGGGUACACAUUGGCCACAUGAAUGCGUCAUACGGGAAGACGUAUCGUAUGCCAGGCUUCAAGUGUAAAUCGCAGUCGUACCAGACAUUUGCAGUGUCCUGCUCUAGUCCUGGUUGUUUUGUGAAUAUCACAGGCAAGGAUCUGGGGCCUUCAGGAUUAUACAUGUAUCAGAGUCAAACAAUUUAA